AAUCCAUCAAGGGACAAGUUACACAGAAGCUACAAUGAAGAACUCAUUUCUUACAUUGAGCUUUGCUAUUCUCCUGACAAUCUUAAUCUACGAUUGUCAUGGAUUGCCCACUUAUCAUCGUCAAAAACGCGAUUCAAAUUUAUCCACGGAAUUGAAAGAAUUGCACGAAAAAGUUCAAAGUUUGAAUGGCACACAAAAUGCAACACUACGAGAGUCUAUUUUGGAAAGUUUGAGUUUGAUACUAGAAAAGAAUCCCGAACUUAACAAGAGAUUGGGAUAUCCUGUUCUGGAGAGAAUGCGACGGAAGAUUAAAGAAGACUCGUGUUUUUGCCUUGAGCAACCCCUGACACCAGAACAACGAAAAGAUCUUCAAAAAAUAAUAGAAGGAAUUGAUCAAUAUAGCAAAAAAUAUGCUCCUAAAACUGAAGAACCAGAUACGGAUGAAGAUGAUGAUGAUGACGUUCCAUCAAAACGGAAAGGAAAUAAGGGUAAAAAGGGAAAACGUCCACUUCAGGACAAUCAACAUCGUAAACCUAAACCUGGAGAUGAUGACGAUGAUGAUGAAGAUGAUGAUUACAUUUCACCAACGAAAGGAAAUAAGAGUAAAAAGGGAAAACAUCCACUUCAGAGUGAUAAACAAGAUAUACCUAAAGCUGAAGAUGAUGAUGAUGAUGAUGAUGAUUAUGAUGAACCUAAUAAGCCAGACAAGAAGAAACCUUCAGGUAAUGCUCCUGAGGAUGAAGAUGAUGAAGAUGCUGAGAUACCUGAUAAGCAUAAACCAGGCAAGAAGAAACCUUCAGGAAAUGCUCCUAAUGACGAAGAUGAUGACGAUGGUCAACUAGGAAAACCAGGCAGGAGAAAACCUUCAGGUAAUACUCCUGAUGAUGACGAUGGUCAACUAGGAAAACCAGGCAGGAGGAAACCUUCAGGUAAUACUCCUGAUGAUGAAGAUGGUCAACUAGGAAAGCCAGGCAGAAAGAAACCUAAAACUGGUACUCCUGAUGAAGAUUGUACAUGGUUAGAAAAUCUCGAAGAAUUCAUCACCGACAUUAUAGAAGAUCCAUCAAAAUUGAAAUCAGGCAUUUGCAAAUAUUUCUGUAGCGAAAAACCAAGAGGUAAAAAUAAACGUGAAUACAAUGCUACAGAAAUCGCAACUGACGAAGAAAUGGAAAAAUCACCUGAAUUCGACACAGAAUCACCUCCACCAGCACUAGUGAAAAUUGACGAUAAUUCGAAAAUUAAACGUGAACACAAACAUCACGAAUUAGAUGAUAUAAAUUCAGAAAUAACCACAAUUUCAUCAUCAAUUUCCCAAGACGAGACUGUUACUAAAAAUUUGCCAAUUUUUCCAAUUAUCGAAGGUAUCGAAGGUACAACAAAUAUUGCCACUCAACAGAAUGACGAACAAACCAAAGAAAAUGACAAAAGUGAAAAUAAAAAUAGAGAACAAACAACAAACAAUGAUGAAUUUCGACCAUAUAAAAUUUGAAAAUUAUACGAAUGAAUUCAAUUCAAUUCGUACGUCUAAUAUUUUAGGUUCUAUUUGUAGAAUUUUUAUUAUUAGUACUACUAUCAUUAUUAUGACUAUUUUGCUACUACCCAUUGUUGUAUUGUUACUAACAUUUCGAGUACGUCAAAGAUUUAAUUAUUUUGUUAGAUUACUUUCUUUUUAAAUAAUCCACCAAAUGUUUACUAACUGUUGUGUGUACAAAUAUUAAAUAAAAAUUGUAAAUUAUCACAAUUCUAACAAAAUCAUUGUAAUUAAUUAUAUUAUUUCCUUUAUUGAAUGUUUUAAUAAAGAAAUUAUUAUUAUUAUAAAAUUAUUCCAACUUCAACGAAAUCUUUGUACUUCAUUGUAUUAUUUCCUACUUGAAAUAUUUUAAUAAAUAAAUUAUUAUUAAAA
Leptopilina heterotoma is the source of this 1903-nucleotide messenger RNA. RefSeq names its product ABC transporter F family member 4-like. NCBI's taxonomy places the organism in Eukaryota, Metazoa, Arthropoda, Insecta, Hymenoptera, Figitidae. The record is from RefSeq and is a predicted model, not a curated record. The coding region runs from base 35 to 1489 and encodes 484 amino acids. The transcript has 2 exons.